Messenger RNA from Anastrepha obliqua, 1895 nucleotides. RefSeq lists its product as uncharacterized. The transcript has a single exon. Bases 1 to 1833 code for a protein of 610 amino acids. Lineage: Eukaryota; Metazoa; Arthropoda; Insecta; Diptera; Tephritidae. The record is from RefSeq and is a predicted model, not a curated record.
AUGAAUUUGCAUUUCAAUUUUCAACUACGGCUCCUCUUGCUCAAUUGGAUCUGCUCACAUUCACCGGUGUUUGUGCGUUCAUGGGAAGUGGAGUUUAAUCGAAAUUUCCUCUGCACAUUGGGCAAGAUCAUACGUGUGCAAGAGAUGAUUUGGUUCGUAAGCGACCAAAUGAAUGCAACGAAUAGCGCAGGAUGCCAGGAGCUGAUUAUAUCGAUGUACAAGUGCCUUGGCCUCACACAGUCAAUUUUGAGCAAUCGCACCGAUAUCCGUUUCAUACAAUCCGAAAAUAAGAAACACGCACUGAGUGUUGUCUUCACUACCACACCGGAAGAUCCCAUCUUGCAUGUGCACGACCUUGCUUUGCGUGGACGCCAUUUUUACAUCAGUUUGUUAAUCGCGGUGAAUAUAGUGCACGAUUUCAAAGUGGUAGAGCAAUUCUUAUUGGGCUUGAACAAACGUCAUUUCCAUUCGUCUUUGUUAUAUUUCUAUACUUCAAACCGAACAAAUGAACUUUUCGGGAAUAAUAUGUAUCCGGAGGUGAAACCUGAAAAUCGCUCGAACUACUUGGAAGAAAUACGCCAAUUAUUGAACAAGACUUUAGCUGGUGGUGCUGAUAUGCUGGGUUACAAAAUGUAUACGCCGCUACGACAAGAUUUGCCACAUGUCUUCGGGUAUGUGAAUGCAAGCGGCCAAAUCAACUGGCGCGGUGCAGCCUAUAAUUUAUUGGAGGUAUUCACGAAUUACUGCAAUAGUUCCUUGAUUGAGUACGAAAUGCCCAAGGACCGGUUGGGUGGCGACGUUAUCGAUAUGAAGGCGGCGCUUGAAUUGAUACGUAGGAGCAAGGUGGCUGUAAUGGCACACGCUUACGCGUUAUUCCAGGAGGACGAUGAGCUUAGUAAGAGUUAUCCGCUCAAGGUGGUGCGCUGGUGUCUCAUGGUUCCCGUUUGGAAUAGCGCUACAACAAUGCUUUAUCCCGUGGAACCAUUCGACAAUUGGACUUGGUUUGGUAUUGUUGGUGUUUUUGGCGCACUCGUGGUCACGAAGUGUCUGUGGUGCUGUUGGCAGGGUACACAUCAGUUGGCGACACGCUUAGGUGAAAGCGUUUUGAAUAGCUUCUGCUUGAGUAUUGGCAUUGGCACGCCCAACGUUUUUGGUGCGCCCUCUGUAGUGGAUUUCUUGAUUUUCGCUUGCAUUUUCUUCUAUGGCUUCUUUCUCACAUCCAACUACACCUCUCUACUGGGCAGCAUUUUUACAGUCACUUUAUUUCGCGCACAAAUCAACACAAUGGAUGAUCUCAUCAGCGCGAACAUAUCGGUGAUGAUUAUCGAUUAUGAGUUGGAGUUUUUGCAUUCAAGUGGCGAGGAAUUAGCGGAGAACUUCUCGCGUUUAAUUCUACCAGUAGAUUCGGCCACUUUUAAUUUGCAUCAAGUGCAGCUAAAUUCAAGCUUUGCUUACUUUGUGACCGAGGAAAAGUGGCACUUUCUGGAAUUGCAGCAAAAGUACCUCAAGCAAGGCAUUUUCAAAUUCAGCGAUAUUUGUUUCGGUUCCUAUCACUUAACCUACCCACUGCAGACGGAUUCUUUGCUCUAUCGAAAUCUCGAGUAUUUCAUAUACCGCACGCAUUCUUCGGGCAUGUUGGACCACUACGAGAGCACAGCUUUCGAUUAUGCGGUCAAAGCCGGGCUCGUGAAACGCUUGGCGGCCAAUUCGGAGUUCACAUCGGCUGGCAUGCAACACUUGGCUGUUGUCUUUUUCAUGCUGUUGAUUAUGCUUGGCGUAAGUUUCAUUGUUUUUGUAAUAGAGCUACAAUGCGCUCGUUUCAAAAAUGAAUGAAUGAAUUCAAUAGCAUUAAUUACGCAGAGCUGCGCUGCAAGAUGAGGCAAAAUACGCGUCAA